Molecule: messenger RNA, 1767 nt
Organism: Talaromyces marneffei
Lineage: Eukaryota; Fungi; Ascomycota; Eurotiomycetes; Eurotiales; Trichocomaceae
Exons: 2
Coding region: 1-1767 (588 amino acids)
Molecular function (GO): protein binding
Source: RefSeq, a predicted model, not a curated record
AUGUCAACCUCUGCCUAUGGCCCAGUCACUACUUCAGGAACUGUCGUUUCAUACCUCCCCCUGACCACUGCAUGGUCCGCUCCAGCCGAGUGUUCUUCCCUCUUUCUAGAUACAAACGGCCACCUCUACCUGAAUGCGCCGGAAUACCACAAUGGUGUAUCAGGAUCUCCUGAAUGUGUGCCACCGGAGGUAUCUGUAUGGUGGUACCAGAGUUUGAACCCUGCCUCUCCAACAGAGACUCUGCUCGGAGGAUACGAUUUCGCAUGCCCGGAGGCGUAUACGACUGCAUUCUUCUUCCUUGUGGGCUCGACCUCAACUAUAGGCUGCUGUCCAUCUCUUUAUACUUAUGGCGGCACAUGGUGGGAGCAUGGCAACCCAAACCAAUGCUCAUCUACUAUUCCUGCUGGGACGAUCACAUACGUCCAGCCCUAUAGUGGAACUAUGUACUCAAGUACAAGCUUAUAUGUGUCAACACCCACCACCAUAACCGGAGUACAAGUCAAUGGAUUCAAGAUCGAAACAGCGCCGCAAACGGCCCCGCCAAUGACAACCUCUACGACAGUAUCAAACAGCGCAUACGUUGCCACACCGUCAACGGAGGCCACAAAUACUCCCUCUGGGCUUGAGACGAAAGAAAAGAUCGGCAUUGGUGUUGGCGUGUCUUUUGGCACGUUAACCCUGAUGGGCCUGCUAGCGAUUUGGUUCCUCUUGCGAAGAAGGAAACGAGAUCUGCAGAACGUAAACCCACCUGAGACCUUCCAUGAGAAAACUCAUGCGAAGCCAGAGCUUGAUUCUGCUCCUGCACCGGUAACACGUGAGAGUAUCCCUGGGACUUCAUACGGGAAACCAGAGCUUGAGUCUGCCUCUGCGCCGGUGAAAGAAACGAACCUAGCAACUAACUUCUAUGAGAUUGGGCCCUCCCCAAUGUCCCAACCCAUUGCUGAGUUGGAUAGUACUAUACCGGUAAAUUCACUCAAGGCAAAUGACCUUCUUACCGACGCAGACAUCUCCGAGAUGGAGAGACGUGCGCUCGAAGAAGAAACAUCCGGUGCCUAUGCAGCAGCCGAGGAGACAUACCAGCGGGUAAUCAAAUGGCGUGAGAGUCAUCAGGGUCCGGCGCACCCAGCCACGCUUACUAGCAUCUACCGCCUUGUUCUAGUCUUGAACAUGCGCAACAAGACAAUUCAGGCCGACGAACUGUACCGCGAGCUCAUACAACGAGAUCAGACGCUGACAAAUCCCCCUCGUCCAAGCUGGCCUCUUAUCGGGGAGGAUUUAAUGCUACAAGGCAAGAAUAAUGAAGCUGCCGAGAAGAUGAUCAGACAGGAACUAGCGCUGAAUAUGCGGGUGCUGGGACCAGAGCACUUGUUGACAAUAUUCAGCCAGGGCAAUUUGGCGAAUGUGCUUCGACGACAGCUCAAACUCGAGGAAGCUGAGAAGGCGUACCGGCUUGUGCUGCAGAUGAGUGAUAAGGUGUUGGGUCCUGUGCAUGCAUAUUCCUUGCAACAGAUCAACAAUCUAGCUGUGACAUUGUCGAUGCAAAACAAGAAGGAUGAGGCAAGGGAAAUCUAUCGGCAGACGCUGGAGCGCACUAUUAGUAAGGUGGGCUACGAUCACCCAGAUACCUACCCCAGUCUACAUAAUUUGAAGGGAGAGUUAGACGAGGAUGAGGAUUUACAGAUUAAGAUGUCAACUCCCAGGAAUAAGUCGCUUCCAGAGGGCCAAAAAUAUCAGGCAACGGCUACGAUAGUCCGUAUGGACAAAUAA